AUCUAUGUCUAAAUGUAUAUCUAUGAAUUGUAAAUGCUGUCGUGUAAAGAUAAAGUGUAAAUAUGGUAUAACGGCGCAAACAUCGGAAAAAAAACAAUUUCUUUUUGCAUUGUGGUUUCUCGUUCUCGAUAGUUGAUAGUUUUGUGAGGAUAAAAAUAAUAUUCACGACACUCGCUUUCUAAUGGGUGGAACUACCAUGCUUCUUUUGAGAAAAUCGGCUUUUUAAGCUUAUUUACAACAUAGGCUACACAGCAACUUAGUUUUAAUAAAUAAAAGGAAUGAAAAUAUGGAGGAUUUAAAAAAGACCGGCCAAACUUCUAAAACUCAUUUUAAUAAAGGGGACAAAAAGCACAUUGAAUCAAAGCAACAAUAUGAAGAAUUAAUUAAUAAUGCCAUGGAAAAUGAUUUUCAUAAAAAAUUCAGUGAUGAGAAUAAUGAAAAGUAUGAAACAAAAUCAUAUUUAUUUUCAAUAAAAAUUCAACUGGAUGGUAUAUCAUUUAGCUUAUUCUUAAUGGCUCUUUUCAGUCGCCUUUAUAAACUUCAAGAACCUAAUUAUAUUGUUUUUGAUGAGCUCCAUUAUGGCAAAUAUGUUUCAAUGUAUAUCCAAAAUACUUUUUAUUUUGCAUCUAAUCCAUCAUUUGGAAUUCAGUUAAUUUCUCUGUUAUCAUAUCUAUGUGGAUAUGAUGGUAAUUUUAAAUUUGAUACAAUUGGUAAAGCUUACAGUCCAGAAAUUCCAUUGUUUGCACUUCGCAUUGUCCCUGCAUUUUUUGGCAGUUUGCUUGUACCAUUGGCAUACCAUAUACUUUUAGAAUUGAAGCUGUCUCAGUGGACUGCACUACUGGGAGCACUUUUAAUUUUAUUUGAUAAUGCAUUCCUAACACAAAGCAGAUUUAUAUUAAUGGAGACAAUUCUUAUAUGUUUUGCUGUUUGUGGUAUUUUUUGUAUACUUCGCUUUUGCAAGUAUAAACACAAUCCCUAUUGUUUUCAUUGGUGGCUUUUGAUGUUUAUUGCCUGGAUUUUUCUUACUUUGGCAGUAUGUGUAAAGUAUGUGGCUUUUUACACAUAUUGUUUGGGAAUUGUGCUGGUGUUACACAAUUUUUGGAAUAUUGUGCCGUCUAGAAAUACUUCCGAUAAGUCAUUGUUUAUACAGUUCUGCAUACAAAUCAUUUCAGCCAUCAUUAUUCCUUUUAUGGUUUAUUUGGCAGUAUUUUAUGUUCAUUUAAGUGUAUUAUACAAAGCAGGUCCACAUGACAAUGUUCUCACAAGUGCUUUUCAGGCAUCUCUUGAAGGAGGGUUAGCUUCAAUCACUAAAGGUCAACCAAUCACUGUUGCACAUGGAUCUCAGAUAACAUUGAGGCAUUCUCAUGGUCGCACUUGCUGGCUUCAUUCCCAUCAACAUGUGUAUCCCAUACGUUAUUCCGAUAAAAGGGGUUCUAGUCAUCAGCAACAAGUUACGUGUUAUUCUUUUAAGGAUGUUAACAACUGGUGGAUAGUCAAACGACCUGAAAAAAAUGAAUUGGUCGUUGAAAACCCGAUUGAUGCAAUCAAACAUGGUGACGUCAUUCAGUUGGUACAUGGUUUAACAAGUAGAGCAUUAAAUUCACACGAUGUAGCUGCACCAAUGUCGCCCCAAUGCCAAGAGGUAUCCUGUUAUAUCGACUACAAUAUAUCUAUGGCUGCUCAGAAUUUGUGGAAAGUAGAUAUUAUUAAUAGAGAACAAAUGGGAAAUGUAUGGCGCGCCAUACAGUCUCAAGUUCGCUUAAUUCAUUUAAAUUCGAAUCAAGCUUUAAGAUACAGCGGCAAGCAGUUGCCCGAUUGGGGGUUUCAUCAACAUGAAGUUGUAACAGAUCGCAUUAUUUACCAAGACGACACUAUUUGGAACGUCGAAGAACAUGUAUACACUAAAUCUGAAGACCAAAAAGAUCGGGAAAGAGAUAUAAUAGCUUCAGAAAUGAUUCCAACAUCUGCCCCACAACUUUCCUUUUGGAACAAAUUUUUCGAACUACAAUAUAAAAUGUUAUUUAAGGGAACCGAAAGUGUGCAAAAUCACAUGUUUAGCUCAGAACCUAUCGAAUGGCCUCUAAUGGUUAGGGGUAUAGCAUACUGGGUUUCUAAUCAUGAUAAUGCUCAAAUUCACCUAAUUGGUAAUAUAAUGACUUGGUACACAGCAACUUUUUCUGUUGUAGUUUAUUGUUUACUUUUUGUAUUUUACCUUUUAAGAAGACGGCGACUGUGUUUUGAUUUAGAAAACGAUGACUGGGAAAUAUUCAAAGCAAUUGGUCUAGUCUUUUUACAAGGAUAUUUGUUUAACUACAUACCUUAUUUUUUUGUGGAAAGAACUCUAUUUUUACAUAAUUAUUUGCCUGCCUAUUAUUUUAAAAUUCUUUUAACAGCAGCAUUGUUCGAGCAUAUUUAUGUAUUGAUUAAGAAAACAGUUCAGAACAAAAUUGCCGCUAAAUUAUUUGUGGUAUUUGUUUUAGUAUGGCUUAUGUAUGUGAUUUACAUAUUUAAGAGAUUUACUGUAUUAAAUUACGGAGUAACCAAAUUAACACUUAACGAUAUUAGGAACCUGAAAUGGCGCGAUAGUUGGGAUUUUAUAUAUCAUAGAAAUUAAUUUUAGAUAAUUUAUUUAUAUACGUAUGUCCUGCUGUUACAAAUAUUAUCGAUGUGUAAUGUAUAAUUUUGAUAACGAAAUUUAUUUUUAUGAAAAGUAUUUUAUCUCAAUAUAAAACUUCACCAGUAAAUUGUUCUAUAAAAAUAAUUUAAUUAUUUUCAAUAUUUGUAGCUAGUUACAGCAAAGUUACGACGAUUGUUGUGCAGAAAGUGAAACAAAAGAAAGAUUCUAAUAAUUAUAAAUCUUAGUGCUACACGACCAAGAUCUUCUAUAGUAUGCUCUCUAAAAAUAAAUUCAGUAAUUCUAUUGAUAUGUUUUUGUAAAAAAUCUCGAGUUUUCAGCCUAUUUUUUGUUUUUUAUUUUCGUGAUAUAACUGUAUAACUCAUUGGAACUUUCGAUUUGAAACAGAGAAUACGAAGUAAUGUGUUGAACACCUACAAGUUGGGUCCUUAAUAGAACUGUAUAAGGUGAUAAAAUAACUGAAUCCUUGGUUGGGAUCGGAAGUACCGGUGUAACAAACAAAUGGCGUAUUAAAUUAGUAUUGGGAAGCUCUUUAGUAAAACGGUUUGUGAACCCUAGAAUCCUGGAAGUUUUACUAAUUACAGCUUCAACAUGUUUAGGUAAGGCAUAAUCUUACCACCAUCCAUGGAUCGUUCUGUAUUUUAACCACAUCAUUAACAGUUUAAUAUCUUCUGCGUAAAUUAGAAAUUGUAAAAAUGUAAUGAACGAGCGAUGUCAUUAACAAUUGUUAUAAAGAGUAAGGGGCUCAGGUGAGAGCUUUGAGGUACACCUGAUGUAACUUGGUUAAAGGGUGAUGUUGAUUUUCGCACCCGUACUACCUGCCAACAAUUUUAAAGGUAUGAAGUCCCUAACUAACUAAUAAAUUUCCCUGUAUAGCAGAUGUAAAUAAUUUGGCGAGCAGACGAUCAUGGCAUAUAAACUCACCGUGUGGAUAUUUUGAUCCAAGGCUGCAGUAACUUGAGCAGCCAUUGACAAAUCCGUGUUGUUGAGGGAUUAUUAGUGUAAAAAAAUGGUCAGUUAUAUGGUCAGCCACAAGCCUGUCAUACAUCUUGUCAAACGUACACAGAGCCGAUAUUGAUGUACAAUAUUUGGCAUUUUACUUAUCACCUUUCUUAUGAAUGGGAAGAACGUAAGAUUUCUUCCAUAAUUCAGAUAAGUAACCUGCUGGAAAGUUAUCGAUUAAAAAAAUUUAACAGUCAGUUUGCUUAAGGUGGACCAACAUUUAUGGAUCAGGGCUGACCGUUUCCUUGAAUGAAUCGAAAGCCUAUGCUAUAGAAGCAUCAGUAACAUCACAGAGAGAAGCCAUGAAACAGUCAGCGUUGAACAUCAAUACUAAUAAUACAAAUAUUCUCGUUAUCUGUUAUGGUUAGCUGUUUCAGAAGCUCCAAGACUUGAAACGCUUGAAUACGGAUAUACUUUCUUCAGAAGGCAACACGUAUGUGCCCUUGAAUUGUAGAUUACUAUCGUAUUUGAUAUGUCUGCUACGGUCACUGGUGUCUUUUGGUGGGAUCCUUUAAUUUUUAUCGAAGAAAAAAUUUUCCAUUCUCUUCAGCGAAUUUUCUAGUUCACUUAUUCGUUUUUUAAAUCAAAAAAUUUCAUUUUCGCAUUUAUCUGGCCAUUUUCUAAAAGGGACAAUAUACAGAUAUGUUUUACCUACCUACAUUACAUACGUCACAGAUACCAUAUGUAAAUAAUUAAAGCUUAUUAACAGAAUAAGCAUGAAUUAAAAACUAAUUUGCCCACUAACCGUGUUUAACACACCAAUACACGAUUAGUUUCACUUUCUGGGGCAACAUUAUCAAAUGGAAUAACAAUUGUACAUUAUCUACUUUGAAUAUGCUAAUUCACACAAAUAAAAAUAAAUAAUUCUUUUUGA
Agrilus planipennis (emerald ash borer) is the source of this 4511-nucleotide messenger RNA. RefSeq names its product protein O-mannosyltransferase 1 (gene rt). The transcript is spliced from 6 exons. Gene Ontology annotation, molecular function: dolichyl-phosphate-mannose-protein mannosyltransferase activity. Bases 287 to 2614 code for a protein of 775 amino acids. The record is from RefSeq and is a predicted model, not a curated record. NCBI's taxonomy places the organism in Eukaryota, Metazoa, Arthropoda, Insecta, Coleoptera, Buprestidae. Gene Ontology annotation, biological process: protein O-linked glycosylation via mannose. Gene Ontology annotation, cellular component: membrane; endoplasmic reticulum.